UCUGCUUUAGAUUGAGCGUCUAUAUAUAUGUAUGUCUCUGUGUUUGCAUUUCUGGCUAAAACUGGAAGGAGAACAGAGCCCAUACCAUUUUUUACAGGUCUGGUGAAAGUGGGCUUGAAGCUUCUCUUUUGAGAUCAUCAAUGGCUGUUUUCAUGGUGGUUCUUGUCUUAUUCUUUUUGGUGCUCUGCACCUGUGCUUCUUUGUUGAGAUGGAAUGAGGUUAGAUAUAUGAAGAAGGGUCUUCCUCCUGGCACAAUGGGUUGGCCUAUCUUUGGAGAAACCACUGAGUUCCUCAAACAUGGUCCCAACUUUAUGAAAAACAAGAGAGCAAGGUAUGGCAGUUUUUUCAAAUCACAUAUUCUGGGGUGUCCUACAAUUGUUUCCAUGGAUCCAGAGGUGAACAGAUACAUAUUGAUGAAUGAGGCAAAAGGGUUAGUCCCUGGCUACCCUCAAUCCAUGCUUGAUAUCUUGGGUAAAUCCAACAUUGCAGCCGUUCAUGGUUCUACCCACAAGCAAAUGAGAGGUGCAUUGCUUGCUCUAAUCAGUCCUUCAAUCAUCAGAGACCAGCUUUUGCCUAAAAUUGAUGAUUUCAUGAGAACCCACCUUGCAGAUUGGGAUAAAAAAAUCAUCAACAUUCAAGAUAAGACUAAAGAGAUGGCACUCCUUUCAUCACUCAAGCAGAUAGCUGGUGUUGAAUCAAGUCCAAAGGCCAACGAAUUCAUGGCUGAAUUCUUCAAGCUUGUGCUAGGAACCUUGUCUCUUCCUAUUGAUCUUCCAGGCACAAAUUAUCGUCGUGGAUUCCAGGCAAGAAAAAACAUUAUUAGCAUGCUAAGAGAGCUGAUAGAAGAGAGAAGGGCUUCUCCAGAAACCCACCAAGACAUGCUUCAUUAUUUGAUGGGAAAUGAAGAAAGUAGAUAUCGAUUAAGUGAUGAACAGAUAAUUGAUCAAAUAAUUACAAUACUGUAUUCUGGGUACGAGACGGUUUCAACUACUUCAAUGAUGGCAGUCAAGUAUCUGCAUGAUCAUCCAAGAGUUCUACAAGAACUUAGAAAAGAACAUAUUGCAAUUAGACAAAGGAAAAGGCCGGAGGAUCCUAUUGAAUGGAGUGACCUUAAAUCGAUGCGAUUUACACGAGCGGUGAUCUUUGAGACUUCAAGAUUAGCUACAAUUGUUAAUGGAGUUUUGAGGAAAACUACUCAAGAAAUGGAAGUGAAUGGAUUUGUGAUUCCAAAAGGAUGGAGAAUUUAUGUUUAUACCAGAGAGAUAAAUUAUGACCCAUAUCUAUAUCCUGAUCCACUAGCAUUCAAUCCAUGGCGAUGGCUGGACAAGGGUUUGGAGUCACAAAGUUACUUCUUGAUAUUUGGUGGGGGAAGCAGACAAUGCCCUGGGAAAGAACUAGGCAUAGCAGAAAUUUCUACUUUUCUUCACUACUUUGUAACUAGAUACAGAUGGGAAGAAGUUGGAGGAGACAAACUGAUGAAAUUUCCAAGAGUUGAAGCACCUAAUGGACUUCACAUUAGAGUCUACUCAUCUUACUGAAAAGGG
Molecule: messenger RNA, 1544 nt
Organism: Carica papaya (papaya)
Lineage: Eukaryota; Viridiplantae; Streptophyta; Magnoliopsida; Brassicales; Caricaceae
Gene: BR6OX2
Product: brassinosteroid-6-oxidase 2
Biological process (GO): brassinosteroid homeostasis; multicellular organism development; sterol metabolic process
Molecular function (GO): monooxygenase activity; oxidoreductase activity, acting on paired donors, with incorporation or reduction of molecular oxygen; iron ion binding
Source: RefSeq, a predicted model, not a curated record